This is a messenger RNA of Misgurnus anguillicaudatus (oriental weatherfish), 1143 nucleotides long. It is a transcript of the gene tmem179bb, whose product is annotated as transmembrane protein 179Bb. The record is from RefSeq and is a predicted model, not a curated record. Lineage: Eukaryota; Metazoa; Chordata; Actinopteri; Cypriniformes; Cobitidae.
CCAAACUUUGAUGCUCCAAACCUCAUAAAUAGAUUAUUAAUUUUUAGCCUGGAUUUCACAGACAGGGUCACAAGUCUGAAUGACUAAAUGGGCUAACAGCCAGCUGGUCAUUCUGAGUAGGAAGGUCAAAAAUUUAAAACAAUUUGGCCUUAAACCAUUUUUAAAAUAUGUAAAUUUAUGACUUGAUAGUUUAUAUAUGCUUCAGUCUGCCUGAGUUUCAGCCCAAUGCACUUUUUAAGUAUAUAAUAGCAAUGCUAUGAAAGGCUCCUGCCUCAAGAAUGAUUGUGAAAAGCGACAUUGUUGUGAGGAGGACAGAGCAUGCUUUAGAAAUGACACACGUUGUCACAGCAGUUUUGAAGAGCUGGACUCGGUGAGACAGUAAGAUUGAGAGCAUAUUCAUGAUGGCACUACCCUGGCUGUUAGUUUUGGAGCUUGUCCUUUAUGCUGGAUGUUUCGUCUGUGGGGUAAUAGCUGCAGCCUGGCUGACACUUACUCAGGGCCACUUUGACGGACGAUGCAUCCUCUAUGGCAGUGUUCACUAUAAUGUAUCUAUCCAGAGUGUGACCCUAGAGGGCUCUAGUUCUUCAUCCAUCUGCUAUUUUCUGUCAGCCAUUGCUGUGUUUAUGGCUAUUUACUGCUUUUUUCUUAUUCUUUACUGGAUCUAUGCCAGCUGUGUGGUUGACAAUGUGAGAAGGGGGACUGUUUCUCUCAACACGUCUCUAGGAGUCUGUGGCCUUCUUCUGUUUCUUCUCUUAGUAUCAGGAUGUAUUCUCAAAAUCGGUAGAGACAGCUUGUGCUUCUCUGUCCUACAUAACGUUCCCUCUAUUACAAGUUGUGAAGAUGCAGAGAACCAGACCUGGAUUCCUCCCUACACUGGAAAUCAGUUCCACGCUGGGCUGUACAAUACUGAGAAGUCGGUGUGGGUAAGCUUCUUCUUCUGGUUGUUAAUUACUGCAGUGGUGAUCAUUCAGAAAUGGCAGAGCUUGAGGAUGAAGGUUUGGGGUGAUGAUGAGUGGAGUCGGGCUGAAACAGAGCCUUUCCUGCAUCGCCCAUCUCGCACUUAGAUAUCCCCAUUGCAUGAAAUAUACUUAAGAUAUACAUGAUAUUUCACAGAAUAAACCUCAACAAGAUGAUCAGGACAUG